CCUCACAAGUGUCCCGGAGACAAGGAUGUGUAGUUGUCUGCUUUAAAAGUGCUACCAAACUCACUUCAGAUAAGCGUAUUACUUGUGAAGUUUUGUUUGGUAAAAGGGUAAAUAAAGAUAUUAAAACAAUAAAUAUAUAAUUGAAAAUAAAAGUGUCAGUGUUUCAACAGUUCGCAGAACAAUUUUGUUUAUGCAAAGGAUAUAUCCUGACUUAUCGAAUAGAAAAGUUGAGAAGGAGCGACACAUAAUGAUUACUGCGUGGUUAUCUGGUGCUAGAAGGUUGUCAGUAUGUAUGGCCGGUGUUCAAUGGCAGGUACAUCUAAUAGCUGUGUGAUGGCCCACUCUUCUCUGUCAGGGUCACAGGGAGAGGUACGGCCCUUCGAGGAAAUCCCAGGACCCCGCUCCCUGCCACUGGUCGGAACCUUAUACCAUUACUUUCCACUCAUAGGGCAGUACUCCUUCAGCCGCCUGCACCACACUGGCCUGCGGAAACUGCGGCAGUUUGGACCCAUAGUGCGAGAGAGACUACUGGAAGGUGUGACCUUACUGCUGCUCUUUGACCCCCGGGACAUAGAGGUCAUGUAUGCCACUGAGGGUCGCUAUCCAAUGCGACGGUCACACUUGGCACUCGAGAAAUACCGCCUUGAUAAUCCACAUAUGUAUAACACUGGUGGAUUGCUGCCUACGAAUGGUGAAAAGUGGUGGGAAAUUCGACGUAGUGCCCAGAAGGUAUUAAAUCGUGUACAAAGUGUUCUCACCCGUUUACCUGAGGUUAAUAAGGUAUCUUGUGACUUUGUCGACCUCAUCGAGAGCAUCCGGUGCCCCCAGACUGGUCAUGUGUCAGAUUUCCUUGAACUUGAAUGUCGACUCUUUCUGGAGUUGACUAUGGUUGCUGCACUGGAUGUUCAGCUGGGCUGUGUCAAGUCAUCUGUACACACUAUAAGUAGGGAGGCUAAGGAUCUCAUGGAGGCUGCCCACAUGUCUAAUUCCAGCAUUAUCCACACCGACAACGGGCUGCAAUUUUGGCGGUAUUUCAACACACCUCUUUACAAACGGCUGGUUCAGGGACAAAAUACCAUCUACAGAAUUGCUUUAAAGUAUAUUGAGGCCAAAGAAGAGGAAAUGAAGGAACAUUUUGCAAAUCAAGAAAAGACAAGUAGUGAUGACUCUCAGCAGCCCCUUUCUGUGUUGGAACAUUUUCUCUUAGAAAGUGAUCUUGAUAAAAAGGACAUUGUAGGCAUCAUCUGUGAUACUUUACUGGCAGGGAUUGAUACGGCCGCUUUCACAAUGUCGUAUGUUUUGCACAAUUUGGCAACUAAUCCAGACAAACAGGAGAUUCUGGCAGUUGAGGCUCGAAAACUUCUUUCUAAAUCUGGCGGUCAGGUAACUGCGAGUGUGUUGGCAGAAGCUCGGUACUUGAAGGCUGUGUUUAAGGAAAGUUACCGGCUUCGACCAGUGUCUAUUGGUGUGGGUCGGAUUAUUCAAGAGGAUGUUAUCAUUAGAGGAUAUAGAAUUCCAAAAAAUACAGUAGUAGUGACUCAGAAUCAGGUUUCUUGUCGACUACCUGAGUAUUUUCCUGAACCAGACAAAUUUGUGCCUGAACGCUGGAUGAAAAAAGAAAACAUCAAUCCCUUUCUUGUUCUUCCCUUCGGUCAUGGUCCCCGUUCCUGUAUUGGUAGAAGAAUGGCAGAGCAGAAUAUGUAUACAGUAGCAUUGCAGUUGGUUGCACGAUAUAAGAUUGGAUGGAUGGGUGGACAACUGGAUUGCUACUCCAACCUUAUAAAUGAGCCUGAUUCUCCACUUGAUUUUGCAUUUAUAUCCAGGACCUAAGCAAUUAGUGUCAAGUAAGGCUUUGUAACUACUAGGAUACAUAAAUAAUUCUAGUGUAGUUUUAUACUAGUGAUACAAUAUCUAUUAAUCUGGCCCUUUAAAUUGAAACAAUGGAGAGAAUUGUCGAAUUCAUACUAAGACCCCUACAAUUCAGUGCUCUGCUGUGGACGUUAGGUGUUGGAACGUGUUAGUAGAUUAAUCAGUUAAAAAAAAAAAAAAAAAAAAAGCACCAAACCCAUAUGGGUCAUUUAGUGUUGAAGAAUUUUACCAAGUCAAAACAUAAUUGUUUUAUUUUUAGCUGUCUCUCGUGAGGGUUUGAGGCUUAUUUUCAGUAUUGGCUUUGCCAGUGUGAUGUUUUCGAGUACUGUAGUUACUCGUUUGUUGCCACUUUCCCUCGAGAGGUUCCUUGGUGAGGCUUUGAACUUGUCCUUCCUGUCCUUGGAUCAAACCUGUGCCUCCUGGUUCUGUAUGACACCUAUGAAUUUAGUGCUUCCCUCAUGAAUGGAAGUGUAGUAGUAGUUUUUGCUUUUAUCCUUAGAUUUUCAAUAUUAAUUACAGGUCUGAUUAAAAAAAAAAGUUAAUUAUUUCAUGAUAUUUUAAGCUUCAUGUCAGUUCAACUAUAUAAUACAUAUCAGUUCAUUUGAGGCCCAUGUGCACAAAGCACACACACUUUUAACCUACUUUGUACAUAAUAAAUCUUGGAAGACAACCAGCUUGGUACAAAAUACAGUAUAUACACAUUUCUGAAGCUGUACAAGCACCCUUUGUGUAAUAUUCUUAUGCCUUGUGUGCUAUAUAUACAAAUGUGUAUAAUUACAUAUAUAUUAAUUUUUUACAGUAAGGUAUUGUACCGUAAUAUUGUACAAUCAUCCGAUGUAAAAACCUUUUCUAUUAAUACCCGGUAAUAAGGAUUAAAAAUAAGCAAUAUUUCAUCACAAGGAUAUUUUCAACAUAUCCUGUCAUUAAACAAAAUGUAUACUAGGACUUUGACAAUACCAAAAUUUUUGCCAAUACCCAAUUUGAGGCCAAUACACACCAAUACUUUGGCAUAUUCCUAAUGUAUACAAUAUAAAUAUUAAAAUAUUGUACAACAAACUGGAUUGGAGGCAGAAGUAUUUGUGUGCAUGAAAUCGUAGGCAGUUGCUUGUAAAGGCUUUCAAACUGUGCACAUCUUAUUUCUGCUACCAAACAGAAACAUUUCAUUUGUGGACACACACACUAGCCCUAAGUAGCAGCACCACGACAAAAGAACAGCACAGUUUAACCAGAACCACCAAAACAAUUUUCAUAAAGUAAACCACAAAUAAAUAUAGAAAAUGUACAUGUGCAGUAUAUACAUUUUUUUUUUUUGUAAAAUUUUAAACAGCAAUCUCCAUAAUGAACCAGUAAAAUAAUAAGACCACCAAGACUGUUACAGGAAGAGAUAGAAACUCUAAUAAAAUCAAUUAAAUGAUAGUAAUCUUUACCAAGGUUGUGAUUAACAGUUGGAAUGUCCAUAGAAAAUAGGGCUUGUGAUGAAUAAAUGCUUAAAUAUGGAACAAUGCAUAUGCUCAGUUUUGCUAUAACUUAAUCCUUAAAAUUUCACAAAACCUGAUAUGGGCUAUUGUAAUCACAGAAGGCAACCCAACAAGUGAUGGUAUUAAAUUACUGUGAAUGGCAACAUUUCAAAAGCAAAACUUAGUGUGGACCCCACAUAUCAGCACCAUAUAUACAAUACAAUCAUGUUUAACAAUAAGAUGCCAGCUUUACAAAUUGUAAUAAAAUUUACAAACACUGGUGCAGAAAGCCAAGUAUCAGACCUGCCAAGGUUAUUCCAAUUAUCACAGAGCAGGGAGUAUUCCCAAUACUUUAUGUAGUGUUCUUGUAUCAUUUAUCACCAACCUGUAAAGUCACAAAUUAUAUAGGACGGUACACAAGGAGUCAAACAGCCAUUUAACUUGGAGCAAUUCUCACAACUGUCUUCACUCUCUCCACAUUGCAACACAAGUAUACUUCAAAUUACAUGCAGACAUUUUUAGUUCUGACAUUUGUCUUGCACUACAUAUAUUGUUUUGACAGUUCACUGUGGUAAGUUAUUAAUACCAAUAGCACUAAUGAAUUUACCAGUGGCCAACACACUAGGUCCAAUGCAGUAU
Messenger RNA from Cherax quadricarinatus, 3965 nucleotides. RefSeq names its product cytochrome P450 302a1, mitochondrial-like. The record is from RefSeq and is a predicted model, not a curated record. Gene Ontology annotation, molecular function: iron ion binding; heme binding; monooxygenase activity. NCBI's taxonomy places the organism in Eukaryota, Metazoa, Arthropoda, Malacostraca, Decapoda, Parastacidae.